Daphnia magna is the source of this 1418-nucleotide messenger RNA. Its product is annotated as cyclin-dependent kinase 2-interacting protein. The coding region runs from base 230 to 865 and encodes 211 amino acids. The record is from RefSeq and is a predicted model, not a curated record. NCBI's taxonomy places the organism in Eukaryota, Metazoa, Arthropoda, Branchiopoda, Diplostraca, Daphniidae. The transcript has 9 exons.
AUCAAAUCAAUGCUCGUCCUAUGCCGUAUGGCGGCGCGUCGAACGAACUUUCUGAAAGCCAUUAUUUUUCCUCGUUUGCUUACUGAUUUGGGUCUUCACACACCGUAAACUUGUAUUUGAGUUUACAGGCCUUAAGCAUUAAGUAGGCCUUGUGUCUGUCUGCCGAUGUUUAAAACUUUUCGGAGAGUACGACCGUACGAGGGAGAAUUGUGAAUGCAUUGGCGUUUGUAUGUUACUGUGUACUACUCUAAACUGUAAUACUCUUGAAAUGGACACAUCUUUCACACUGAGCAACAGCCCGUCACCUGUAAAAAAAUCGGGAAACUCUCAGCGAGCAUUUGAACUAGCUGGUGAGUUAUAUAGCCUGGUCCAACAAUGGUUUCUCUUAAUCACUACUGGAAGAAAUAUAAUCAAUAACAUACUGCAGCUGAAAACAAAAUUGUGGGAAAAUCCAGGUAAUGCUGCUGAUUUGUCGGAACUACAAUUCCAGUGUGAUCAACUUGGAUCAGCUGUUUCUGAACUGGAGGUGCUGCCUAAACUAAUGGAAAAAAUACAAGACCAGUACAAAGCAUUGGAGAAAUUGGGAGAGCUCCAUAAAAAAAUUGGUUCAAACAUCACAAGUGAUUUCACACCGCUAAUGUUUCUUACUUGGCCAAACUCCAAAUUUGUUCUAGUUGUCACUGCCAUUAAAGAUGCCUUUAAUGAGGAGUUGCAAUUGAAAAAAUGCAUUGCUGAAAAUGUGGCACAUUGUCAGCAGAAACAAAUGCUUGAUUUACAUAAAAUUGCAUGGGUCCAUCAAGUAUAUGUAACUUCUGCAACUAAGCUCCAGUUAGAAUCCCUUUUGGUAGAAACUGGUCAACGUUGAAGACAUUUAUUGGCUGUUGAAGUUAUUGUGAGAGCUGUGUUAUUGAUACAGCCUUACAGCCUUUACAACAUCUUCGUUUUCAACAAUAUUUGAAAAAUUAAUGCUGCAUUUGCCACAUAGACUUCUGUCGUAGCUGAAUUAAGUAUUACCUUUGCUUGCCACAUCAGCCAGAACUUGAGGACGUCUGCUCGUCGGCCGCAUUGCAGAUAUUUGUCUCCAACGUCCCACUUAGGAUCAUAAAACUUAUCUUUUUGAAACAAAUAAGAAGCUGAAGCGGAAUUGGCCUCUAGCAAAAGGUUUGCAUGUCGAGUCAAAAAGGUGGAACACUGCUGAGGUACCCCAAGCAAUUUGUGGGGGUUCCACGUUACUGAAUCGGCUCUGGAUAUCACGAUGCUUUGUGGACAUAAGAGCGCCACCUCCCCAUGCUGCGUCUACAUGCAUCCAUAGACCAAAUUCCUGACAUAAGUCAGCGAUCCCGUCAAGGGGAUCUGUUGAGCCUAAUACGGUGGUUCCUAUGGUUAUGAACAAUAUACAAUACCGAUAAUUAAAAUAA